UUUGACAGAGACACAUAAUUAUUCGAAUUGUAGUACUAGAAUAUCUAUACACACAGAAGUGGAACAGGCUUCUCUCAUCCACGCAAGCAAGGCAGCCCCUAUUGAUGGGGCUGCCAUGCCUGCAAGCGAGUUGCUCUGAUGCCGUAGCAUCCCUUCGUAGCAUAUCCAAGACAAAAUAGAGGAGAGAGAUAAAACGCAUGACAGAUUAAGGAAAAUAGCACACAAGACACACACACGCACACACAAAUUUUUAAGGAAAGAAGAGAAGAAAAAAGGAAAAAGGAAAAAAGUAUAAGAGAAGAAUAAGUAAAAAGGUUCAAUGAAGAAUAGCAAUCUGUAUAUCGAACAAGGUAUCUGGAGAAUUCGGAAAGGCCAAUGAUAAAAUCAGACUUGCAAUGCCAGCGAGAAGCGGCAGCAAACAGUUAAAAUCCAAGAGCAGAAAACACACAAGACAGAAAGCAGAAAAGAAAAGUAAAAGAAAAGUAAACAGCCGCUGCAAAUCAAAAGUAAAAAAUUACCAAGAUAAAAGGAGAAAAAGGCAGCAAAAGGCCAUUAGAAAGAAGAAGAAAGGGAAAAAAAGGAAAAUGCGAAAAAGGCGGCAUCACCAUCAUGGACCAGCCAAUCAACCUGCCCUCGCAGUUCAUUAGCUUGCGCUGGCGCUGUGUCGAGAUCCAUAGAUCCAAAAAAAAUCCCUUUUCGGGUCCCGAAAUCAUGCGAAACGUCCGAUCCCUUUAUACCGCCGAGAGUCCCUGCGUCUCUCCAUAAAACAGAAGAAUUAUUUCCCCAGUGAUCCUUUCAAUCAACCCAUGCUGAAUAAAACGAGCAAAUGCAAAUCAAAAAGCAACAAAGUCAAAGGCCAGAAAAGCCAUAAAAACACAGACAAGACACACGAUCACCUGCUCUGUCUCAGGAGUCGUCAAGGAAAUAACAUGAGAAUCCGUAAGAGAAAUAAGAAAUCAACAGUAAAGAAAAUAGUACUUUCCCAGCAUUAAGCCUGACUCCGUUCCAAAACCGCACCGCGCCAAGUUGAAAUCAAAGGUUAAUGAACCUGCGUAGAUAUGAAUAACAGAUAAAGGAGACGAGCCAUAAAAAUCGAGUUGUGCGUUAAGGAAAAGGAAAUAGAAACCGGCGCGUGUUUUUAGCGCUCCCUUGAUAAGAGAUGAAGCAAGGAAAAAGUUGUCGAAAUCAAAAGAAGAAGAAAAAUCGUUUCGUCAUCGCAAAUGUAAUUAAUACACGCUGUCCUCGUCCGCUCCCUGGGAGGUCAUCGAAGGGGUCGAUGCGUUGGAGGAAGCUUCGUCGCCCACAUAGCCGAUUAAGGCUUCUGAAUGCAGUUUGCAAGAUUCGCCCAUGAGACGCGUGAUUCCCCACACAACAACCUCGUCCAGCAUUGAUCCCCAGAGGCGCGCAACCACGGAGCUGAGGUUGGCAAUGAUGUUCUCAUCAAAGUCCUUGACGAACAGCUGGCGGACCUUGUAAUACAUGGCAACCUCCUCCUGCGUCGCGGGCUCCUCGUCAUGUUCCAGACGAUACAGCCACAGCGUGAGGAUGAUGAUGAGAUCCAGGCCGCACAGCGGGUGCUCGACGCUCCAGUUGGUCGACGAGGUGCGUGCCACCCAGCGGACGCCUUGAACGACGGCCGUCUCGAGGCAGUUGUAGCACUCUUCAAUCACUUUAAUCAUCUCGCUUGAACGCUUGACACGGUCCCGAGCGUGGGACAUGGCAGCGGCCACC
Molecule: messenger RNA, 1731 nt
Organism: Trichoderma atroviride IMI 206040
Lineage: Eukaryota; Fungi; Ascomycota; Sordariomycetes; Hypocreales; Hypocreaceae
Source: RefSeq, a predicted model, not a curated record